UGGGGUGAAAGCGGAGCAUGGAAUCCUCAGAGCAGCAGCAGCCGCCAUGUCUGAUAUGGGCCAAAAUGUCCCUCAAAAAUAUAUUUAAUCUCGCUGCCAGUUCUGCCUUCAUAGACUACUGACGUACUUCCGCCCUCAUUUGGUGCACAAGCAAAAACAUACCGACCAGAGAGGACAGCAUUUGACUGCGAUCGGGAGUGGCCCUUCUUCUGGGCCCUAAGAAAGAUUUGGCCCUGUUAAUGUCAGCUUUGGAUUCAGCAAUCCUUAAACCAAGCAGUAUGUGUGUGUAAAUAGAUUUCUUCAGUAAUUGGACCUAAGCAUAUGCAGAAAUGUUUGGCGCAGCUCAAGUUUCGAAGGACCAGUUCUUAGACAAAGCCAGGCAAGCUCGUGAAGAGAGAAAAGGUCUUAAAGAGAAAGAAAGGGCAGCAAUCAAAAUUCAGGCACUUAUUAGAAGGUUUUUGUGCAGAUGUCGACUACAGAAAGAAAUCCGACAAGAAGUUGAUGAUUUUCUAGAAAACACAGAAAAAGGUUCAGUCAAAGCCAAUGCACUUUCAAUAUUCCGGAUAUCUCGUAAGCUGCUGAUAGUAUUUCAGAUUUCUCAGGACAGGGUGAGGUUUGAAAAACUUUGUCGGUGUAUUCUCAACAGCAUGGAGAGUGACAAUGAACCAAAGGUUUGGUUUGUGUCUCUUGCUCUUUCCAAGGAUCUCACUCUUCUCUGGAUAAAGCAGAUAAAAGACAUUCUGUGGCACUGUUGUGAAUUCCUUAAACAGUUAAAGCCAGAUAUCCUGCAGGACUCCAAGCUGAUCACAGUCUACCUCACUAUGCUGGUCACCUUUACAGACACCUUAACCUGGAAAAUACUUAGAGGAAAAGGUGAGAGCCUGAGACCAGCAAUGAACCACAUCUGUGCAAAUAUUAUGGGACACCUUAACCAGAAAGGAUUUUAUUCUGUGCUACAGAUACUGUUAACCAAUGGCCUGGCCAGAUCACGACCCUCCUUGUCCAAAGGCACGCUAACAGCUCUGUUUUCAUUGGCAUUGCGUCCAGUAGUAGCAGCUCAAUUUUCUGACAACCUUCUUCGAUCCUUUCUGAUCCACAUAAUGUCUGUACCAGCUUUGGUUUUCCACCUGUAUACCCUUACUCCAGAUAGGCUUUCGGUAAUAGAAUCUAAUGGCCUCUUCCAUAAAUUCAUCUUGUUCCUGAGCCGGGAGGAUCAGUGCAGUGAUGUGUGCGUGUGCCUUGAGGGUAGCCAUACUCUUUGUUUACUAGGUAACCUCAUUCACCUGGGCCACAUGACAGAGAAGGUGCUGGAGGAGGAGAUGUGUCACUUUGUCAGUGUCCUUACCCAAAUGUUAUCUUAUUGCCAGAAAUAUGUGUCUCAGAAGAAGUCCAAUCUUACACACUGGCAUCCUGUUCUGGGCUGGUUCUCCCAGACGGUGGACUAUGGCCUCAACGAGUCCAUGCCUUUACUUACCAAGCAACUGCAAUAUCUGUGGGGUGUCCACAUGAUCCGUAAUUUGUUCCGUGAGGUCCUGAGUAAGAAGUUGGCAGAAAACCAAGAUGCGUCUGUCGUUGCAUCACAAAGUUCAUCUUCCUCCCCACAGAAUAACCUACCUAUGAAAAAUCUCUUUAAACGAGCGUUCCAGAAAUCUGCUUCUGUUCGACACAUACUUAAACCAAUUGGGGGGAAAAAGGUGGAUUCUCCAGAAGUGCAAAAAGUUUGCAACAUCUGCGUUUUGUACCAGAUGGCGUUAACAACCCUGUCACAAAUACGGCUACAGAUUCUCACAGGGCUUACCUAUCUGGAUGACCUUUUGCCUAAGUUGUGGGCAUUUAUAUGUGAACUUGGACCUCAGGGAGGUCUAAAACUCUUCCUGGAAUGUCUGAGCAGCGACACAGAGGAGUCCCGUAGACUUUUAGCCAUGCUGGUUUUGUUCUGCGACUGCUCUAGGCAUUUAAUUACGAUUUUGGAUGAUAUUGAGGUGUACGAAGAACAGGUAUCAUUUAAACUAGAGGAACUUGUGACCAUUUCCUCCUUUCUGAACUCCUUUGUGUUCAAGAUGAUCUGGGAUGGACUUCUUGAGAAUGCCAAAGGAGAGACUCUGGAGCUGUUCCACUCUGUGCAUGGUUGGCUCAUGGUCCUGUAUGAAAGAGACUGUCGUAGGCGCUUUGCCCCAGAGGAUCAUUGGCUGCGCAAGGAUCUUAAACCAACCCUUCUGUUCCAAGAACUGGAUAAGGAAAGGAAGAGAGCCCAACUCCUACUUCAGUAUAUCCCUCAUGUCAUCCCACACAAGAAUAGGGUCCUCUUGUUCCGAAAUAUUGUCACCAAGGAAAAGGAGAAGUUGGGUUUAGUGGAAACAAACACUGCCUCCCCACAUGUCACCCAUAUUACCAUUCGAAGGUCACGUAUGUUAGAGGAUGGAUACGACCAACUAAGGCAGCUUUCCCAGAAUGCCAUGAAAGGUGUCAUACGUGUAAAGUUUGUGAACGAUCUAGGAGUAGAUGAGGCUGGGAUAGACCAGGAUGGUGUCUUUAAAGAGUUCUUAGAGGAAAUUAUCAAGAGAGUAUUUGACCCUGCACUGAAUCUUUUCAAGACCACUAGUUCUGGAGAUAGGUUGUACCCAUCUCCUACAUCGUAUAUACAUGAAAACUACCUCCAACUGUUUGAAUUUGUAGGAAAGAUGCUGGGAAAAGCAGUGUAUGAGGGUAUAGUGGUGGAUGUACCAUUUGCAUCAUUCUUUCUUAGCCAGCUUCUUGGGCACCAUCAUAGCAUUUUCUACAGCUCCGUGGAUGAGCUGCCUUCCUUGGACUCUGAAUUCUACAAGAACCUCACUUCCAUCAAGCGAUAUGAUGGGGAUAUUGGUGAUUUGGGACUUACGCUUUCAUACGACGAGGAUGUUAUGGGUCAGCUGGUCUGUCAUGAGUUGAUCCCAGGUGGGAAAUCUAUGCCAGUGACCAAUGAAAACAAAAUCAGUUAUAUCCACCUUAUGGCUCAUUUCCGAAUGCACACGCAGAUUAAGAACCAGACAGUUGCCUUCAUUAAUGGAUUCCACUCUAUCAUAAGGCCUGAGUGGAUCCGCAUGUUCUCAGCACCAGAGCUGCAACGUCUCAUAUCAGGGGACAAUGCAGAGAUUGACCUGGAUGAUCUCAAGAAACACACCGUCUACUAUGGAGGGUUUCAUGGAAGUCACCGUGUCAUUAUCUGGCUGUGGGAUAUUCUGGCCAAUGAUUUCUCCUCUGAAGAAAAAGCCAUGUUUCUUAAGUUUGUCACCAGUUGCUCACGGCCUCCCCUUCUGGGAUUUGCCUACCUCAAGCCUCCCUUCUCCAUUCGCUGUGUAGAGGUGUCAGAUGAUCAGGAUACAGGUGACACCCUGGGCAGUGUUCUACGUGGGUUCUUCACCAUCCGAAAAAAAGAGCCUGGUGGCCGCCUUCCCACUUCCUCCACUUGCUUCAAUCUCCUGAAGCUUCCCAACUACAGUAAAAAAGGAAUUCUACGGGAGAAGCUACGCUAUUCUAUCAGCAUGAACACUGGCUUUGAGCUCUCCUAGUGUUUCAUUGCAAGAAAUGUCAUCACUGAAAUGAAAUUGGUUGCAAUGCCUAUGAUAACAUCUUUAAAAUAUGCAGUUCUUUUACAGAUUUAUUUUUGAGGUUUCUAAUUUUACUUCUUUUCUGCCUCAAGAAUCUAGCAGUAUUUUUUUAGGGAUUCUCUUUCCAAAUACCUAUUGUUUUUCAUCACUCUUCCCCUGAUGUCGUCUUGUAUGCAUAUAGCUGACCGACCAUCACAUGACAGGAUCAAAUAGUCUGCUGUAGGCCGUCAGAACCCUUGUUCAUACCCAUUAGCUCUCUUAUUAGAAAGUGGAACUGGCUAAAUUGCACUAUAUGAAUUUAUAUGGAAACACUGGUAGGGUUUAAAAAAAAUGGUUAAAAAAUCAUAUAUAUAUUAAAUAUACACAUGGAAUUGCAAUAGAGAACUAAAGACCUAUACCAAACUAAUAAAUUAACCCAGGCUCAACACAUAAUUUUAAUAUAGGGUGAAUAGUAUGAAUAGUAUUGUAUUGGAAUUUGUUUAUCAAGUCCCAGAGAUGGUUUGGGACCUGUUAUCCAGAAUGCUUGGGACCUGGUGUUUUCUAGAUAAGGGAUCAUUACGUAAUUUGGAUCUUCAUACCUUAAGUCUACUAGAAAAUCUUGUAAACAUUAAAUAAACCCAGUAGAAUUGUUUUGCUUCCAAUAAGGAUUAAUUAUA
Molecule: messenger RNA, 4243 nt
Organism: Xenopus laevis (African clawed frog)
Lineage: Eukaryota; Metazoa; Chordata; Amphibia; Anura; Pipidae
Gene: ube3b.S
Product: ubiquitin protein ligase E3B S homeolog
Exons: 29
Coding region: 330-3548 (1072 amino acids)
Biological process (GO): protein polyubiquitination; ubiquitin-dependent protein catabolic process
Cellular component (GO): organelle; postsynaptic density
Molecular function (GO): ubiquitin-protein transferase activity; ubiquitin protein ligase activity
Source: RefSeq, a predicted model, not a curated record